AGGCAGCUUUGGGACAAGAUGAAGACAGCAAUGCCACCGAAGUCGUGCAUCCCAGCCGCGUACGGCCAGGCGUGCGCGGGAUGCGUCCGGGGGAAGUGUAAGUGCAUGCUCCGCCAGGACGGAGCCGGGUGCGAGAGGUGCCACCGCCUCGGGAAACAAUGCGAGCCCUCCGCCGCCCUCCGCAAGCGCAAGUCGCAGUCGCCGCCUCCUGGUGUCCCCGACGCCCAGCGCCCGCGGCAGGGCGAGCCCUCGAUCGCGGACGCCGGCAGUACGCCCCGCCUCGAGGCAAAGAUCGACGACCUGGUCUCGCUCCUACGUGCGCAUAUCACGCCUAGUUCUGGGAAACCCCUCUCGCUCAAAGGCGCCGCAGUGGUCUCAUUGACAACCGAUCCUCCUCCUUCUGCCACUCCCACUACUGGGGCCGACUCGCUUUUUCCGGAUAUCGUCAUGGACUCUGCAACGGCCUCGAUCCAGCUGGUCAGGCCGGCGGCGACCAGCGACCCGGCCGAUGGAGCCGUUGGAUGGCCAUCCAGUGCCGCCAGCUCAGCGUGGAUGUCACCCGUUGCCCGCGAAAUACAAGCCGCGAGCAAGCGGUGGUACUUGUACGACACGGAAGAAGAUAAACGAAUGCGGGAAUUUAAUGACAGCUUCAUCACCGUCUUCCCAUUCGUAACCCUGAACGACGACCUUUCAGCCCAGAGGCUCUUCGAGGAGAGGCCAUUUUUGUGGCUUGUCAUUAUGACCCUAACCGAGAAGUCUAUAGCGCAACAGUUUGCGAUGGAGGAGACCAUCUGGAACAUCAUAUCGCGGAGGAUUGUCGCAGAGCAGCUCGCCAAUCUUGAUCUCCUCCUUGGCCUGAUUUUCUUUACCAACUGGUCUCAUGUUUUCAAAAAGGAAAAGCCCUUCGCCUCCAUGACAUUGAAACUUGCCAUAAAUAUGGCUCAAGAGUUGGAUCUCCACAGAGAAGCGCCCGCCUUCACAUCGUACCGGGCCAAAGGUGGCCAGCUCGUGCCACAGACGCACACUGAGACACUCCAGCGAACACUGGAGGAGCGGCGAACGAUGCUUGCCCUGUUCCAAAUAUCAAGCAGUGUCUGGGCUUCCUUCAGAAAGGCCGAGCCGCUUCCGUGGACGCCUUACCUAGAUUCUUGUAUUAUUGCGCUCGAGAAAGCUAGGCAAACAAUCUGUGACCUCACCCUGAUUGCCCAAGUCAGGUGUCAGAUCAUCUUGAACCAGUUGUCUUGCCCUUCCCAGAACGGCAGCCCCAUCGGACCUUCCGAGUUCAUGACCACAACACUCCUCCAGCAGCUAAAUGCGGUUCGUCAAAAGAUGCCAUCCUUUGCCCAGGUCUGGAGAUGCAACAAGAGAUACCUGCUGCACGUGGAACUAGCCAUCAAAGGUCUCUGUCUAGACAGGCCUGGUGAGCGUCAGUCCUGGCAGCCCGCCGGGAACGCGGGCGUGCCCAGCAACAUACGCCGGGCCCGGGAGCUGGAGGCGGUGCUGGAAGCCUGUGAGCAGUGGAUGGCUGCGUUCCAAACAGCAGCGGAUCCGCUCGGGUGGAUUGCAGACGUCGACCUGAACGGCUACGUGCAAAUGACGCACUGCCUCGUCCAACUCUUCCGUCUCCACACGCUGCCCGAUGACAAAUGCCACGGCGACGGCGACGGCGGCCCCGGUUUGGACCUUGCCGACAUCAGGAGGCGGGCCGACGUCUUCAAGGUGAUAGACACGCUCUGCGACGAGAUGGGCAAAAUCCCCGGGGCCUACGAAAUGGUGGACGCGCCAGGGCCCAGGAGAGGCCUGUUCUUCAAGGCGGCGGCGCACCUGAGGAUAAUCAAGGGGAUGAUGCUGAGCCAGUUGCCCGAACACAUGAAGCGGCAGCGCGAGCAGGAGCAGCGUUCCGGAGACAAGGACGCGCAGCAAAAAGAGCAGACCUGCGAGCCGCCGCCGCCGCCACCACAGCAGCCACAGCCUCCGGAGUCUCUGGAACUGCCCGACCCGCAAUCCUCCAGCUUCAGGGCCGAUGCUUUCAGUUCUGCGGAUUUCUCGGACGAUCUCGCCUUUCUCGACAAUGCAGUCAUUGACCAGGCCUCGGAGCCGUGGAUCAUGGACUUUUUGAGCGUCUCGUUUGCAACGGACCAGCCUCAGGGCCUUUACUACAUCCCCGACGCCCAUGGUUAUUGACCCGAGUCGAGUUCGUCGCCGUGCCGGGCCCCAGGUCUGUCCUCCAACCAGGUGGAAUCUCCGGCACAGAUAACACAGUGGCGAUCUCAAAUCCUCAAGCCAGGGGGCGCAUAUCGCUGGGGUUGGGGUUUGGGUAUGACAGAGCUACACCCGCCGCCCAACACAAGACCACCUACCGGAUCGUAUAAUGCUUAUUUUCGGAUUUAUAUACCGAAGGUUUCUACAUAGUUCUCGUCUUGAAACUCGCUCGGGAGUUUUCCCGAUAGUAUCCAGCUGAAACACCAGGCCAGGCUCUGGCCAUUUUUGGACUACCAUAUUCCCGCCAAAACUGGGGGUGAUAUAUAAAAAGCGUUGGCCAAGGAUGCCAGCUCUUUCGCGUUUCUUUAUUUCCCCAGAUUCAGCCCAGAGCCGUGCGGCCCGGACUAAAUUAGUCGCUAUCCUCCC
Messenger RNA from Gaeumannomyces tritici R3-111a-1, 2628 nucleotides. RefSeq lists its product as hypothetical. Bases 19 to 2184 code for a protein of 721 amino acids. Gene Ontology annotation, cellular component: nucleus. Gene Ontology annotation, biological process: regulation of DNA-templated transcription. NCBI's taxonomy places the organism in Eukaryota, Fungi, Ascomycota, Sordariomycetes, Magnaporthales, Magnaporthaceae. Gene Ontology annotation, molecular function: DNA-binding transcription factor activity, RNA polymerase II-specific; transcription cis-regulatory region binding. The record is from RefSeq and is a predicted model, not a curated record. The transcript is spliced from 3 exons.